Puccinia graminis f. sp. tritici CRL 75-36-700-3 is the source of this 156-nucleotide messenger RNA. RefSeq lists its product as uncharacterized. Bases 1 to 156 code for a protein of 51 amino acids. The record is from RefSeq and is a predicted model, not a curated record. Lineage: Eukaryota; Fungi; Basidiomycota; Pucciniomycetes; Pucciniales; Pucciniaceae. The transcript has 2 exons.
AUGUUCAUGUUUGUUGAUAUUGUCAAGCAAGCUGUGUACAUAGUCCACGGCUUGCUCGGCUCUGGCGAUCAUCUAUGUAGUCGAAGGCUGCAAACCUACGCGAACCCGGGCGCUGGCUCGUGCGGGUUAUUACCCGGUUCUGCUGGGUACCGAUAA